UCCGUUCGUGGUCCGCUCGCGCGCGCGCGCUCGUAGGUGGCGGUUGGAGCGGUUCAAAGGCGCGAGCGGUGCCCACGAGACGCUUUGUCCGUUAAACGGGUCGCUCGGAGGCUCGAGAUGUGGAGCAACGCGGGAAGCUUUGAUGGAGGGUUUGGUGACGGAGGAGGUGGUGGAUACCUGCAGUCACCUGGAGGAUUUGGGUCACCUGCGGGAGGCAGCCAGGCUGAGCGAAAAACAAGGUCACGAGCCCAGCAAAUUGUUCCUUGCACAGUAUCGCAGCUAUUGUCAACUUCUCAGGCAGAAGAAGUUUUCAGGAUUGGAGAAGUGGAGCUAUCCCAGGUGACUGUAGUUGGUGUGAUCAGGGAUGCAGAGAAAGCACCUACAAAUAUUUUGUAUAAACUGGAUGAUAUGACAGCAGCUCCGAUGGAUGUGAGACAGUGGGUAGACACCGAUGAAGUUGGGAGUGAAAAUAUUGUGGUUCCUCCAGGAACGUAUGUCAAAGUGGCUGGCCAUCUCCGAUCAUUCCAGAACAAGAAGAGCUUGGUAGCUUUCAAGAUAAUGCCUUUGGAAGACAUGAAUGAGUUCACUUCACACAUGCUGGAAGUCGUGCAGGCUCAUCUUUUGCUAAACAAAGCACAGUCUGCACCUGGAGGAUCUGCCGCUGCUUUCAAUACUCCAGCUCAACGUGAUGGGGGUGGCACAAUGGGAAUGUACUCAGGCAGUAAUGAUAUGGUAAUGAAUGGACUAACGAGUCAACAAAGCCAGGUGUUAAAUUUAAUUCGAAACUGUCAAGAACAGGAGGGCAUGAGCAUUGACUUUAUGAGGAGAACAGUGAAGAACAUGAACAUCGUUGCAAUCAAACAAGCUGUGGAAUUCCUGAGCAACGAGGGGCAUAUCUAUUCUACAGUGGAUGAGGAUCAUUAUAGAUCAACAGAUGCUGAAUAAAUGUGGAACGUCGCUUAAUGAUAUGAAGCUUAAAAUAUUAACUGUUCAAAACCUUCAGAGUCCCAUCAUAGGACAGAAGGAGGAAGCAGACUUCUUUUCUGGAAGCCACUGCAGUGAAGUAUAAAUCAGAUCAAAUGCCAAACAAUAUUUGUUCGCUUGAUGUUUGGAGUUGAUACAUUUUGUUUGCAUUGUAAGUCAUUGGAUUCCCUUUGUUUGGUGGUAAUUCUGCACUUAAAUCAAUGCAGAAACUAGAUUAGAAAAUAUUUGAACGCUAGUUGUACAACUCCCAACAGAAUAGAAUCUGGCUCCAAAAAUUUAUCGGUGGGUCCAACUGCGCUGCUGGUGUCAUCAGGGAAUUAAAGUGGAGGUUCCAGCCAGAUUUGAUUGUCAAUAUUACAAAAUAUAGUGUCUGUAAAUUGGUUGACUUAUUACAAUGUUCAAUCUAUUUUGAGUUUAAUUAGCGAUUGUCUACUUGGCUAAUUGGAGCAGUGGAAUUCCAUCAAAAGUUGGACAGUGCAUUCAAGUCGCUGGGAGGGUCCAUUUCCAGGCUGGGUUCGGAGUAACCGUUACAUAAACUGCUAAAAAGAAAUGCUACCAAGUUUUGUAAACAUCUAAUUACUGCACAUACAGUAACACUGAAAUUGUUUCAAAAUGAUUUGAAACUCUUUACAGACUUAUACAAGGAAUGUAAUUUGGUGGAAUUCCCUGGAACGGGUCUUGUCAUUUUACUUGUUUUUUUUGGGUGGCAGCAGAUGCGUGGGAAUUCAGGAAUUCCUAAAUGUUGUAAAUGCUUGUGACUUUAUUUUAUACUGGAUCAAACUUCAUUUAUGUUUGUAGCUCAAUAAAAAUGCUUGGAAUAUGAUAUAAGGAUCUAAGAAACUUCUGUGAUCAUUGUGAAUGAUUGGAAUAUGUGUGAUUUUUGCUUCUGUAUGUAACUUAGAUUUCUAUUGCUAAUAAAGUAAGAAAAAGGAAA
Messenger RNA from Callorhinchus milii (elephant shark), 1918 nucleotides. RefSeq names its product replication protein A2 (gene rpa2). Gene Ontology annotation, molecular function: DNA binding. The transcript is spliced from 9 exons. Bases 118 to 945 code for a protein of 275 amino acids. Gene Ontology annotation, biological process: DNA replication; nucleotide-excision repair; double-strand break repair via homologous recombination. The record is from RefSeq and is a predicted model, not a curated record. NCBI's taxonomy places the organism in Eukaryota, Metazoa, Chordata, Chondrichthyes, Chimaeriformes, Callorhinchidae. Gene Ontology annotation, cellular component: site of double-strand break; DNA replication factor A complex; nucleus.